Daphnia magna is the source of this 1573-nucleotide messenger RNA. Its product is annotated as extensin-2. Lineage: Eukaryota; Metazoa; Arthropoda; Branchiopoda; Diplostraca; Daphniidae. The record is from RefSeq and is a predicted model, not a curated record. The transcript is spliced from 2 exons. The coding region runs from base 124 to 1389 and encodes 421 amino acids.
AAAAUGAAGACAAAUCAAAAUUGGAAUCAGUCGAGUGGGCUCAUCGAUCAGCAACGGUAGUAAAGAGAGUGUUAUCGAGUGUUAUCCAGCCGUUGCCUACCAAGUCAACUUUCACUUACCAUCAUGGCUAACUAUGGCAUCAUGCUGCUGUUGGCUGUUGUUUCUUUGAUGGCUGGAGGGGCCAUGAGUGGACCGAUGGGCUCGUCUUCAUCUGGGUACUACACGACUCCGGCGUCCUACUACACCACUAUGGCUCUUGAUUACUACACAACGAAGAAGGCCGAGUAUUAUACGACGACAUAUGCUUCCCCUAGCUACUACACCGAGCCCCCCAAGUACUACACGACCAAAGCACCGGAAUACUACACCACUACGUAUGCUGCUCCGACGUACUACACCAAAGCCCCCAAGUUCUACUCGGCCCCAAGUUACCACACAGAGGCCCCGGUUUAUUACACUUCAACAUACGCUACCCCGAGCUACUACACCGAGGCUCCCAAAUACUACACAACGACUUACGCUACACCAGGCUACUACACUGAAGCUCCUAAAUAUUAUGCUGCCCCCAGCUACACCACCACUACCGUUGCCUACUACACCACAACAGAAGCAGCCAAAUAUUACGUAGCUCCGACUUACUACACUGAAGCUGGUCCGUCUUACUAUACUGAGGCUCCACAAUAUUACACCACAAAGGAUGCUGAAUACUACACAACUAAAGCCCCGGAGUACUAUACCAUGAAAGCUGAAUACUACACCACCGCUUACGCUGCUCCAGUUUACUACACUGAGACUCCUAAAUAUUAUUCGGCUCCAAGCUAUUACCAGACCGAGGCUCCACAAUAUGCAACAACGUACAGUGCUGCACCAAGCUACUAUACAGAAACCCCCAAGUACUACACCACCACCUACGCGGCCCCGGCUUACUACACCGAGGCUCCCCAAUACUACACCACAAAGGCCGCUGAAUACUACUCGACUGCAGCGCCGGAGUAUUACACCAAGAAACCGGAAUAUUACACCACAACAUACGCUACUGCAGCUUACUACACUGAGGCUACCAAGUAUUACCAGGCUGAAGCCGCACAAUACUACACUACAAAGGCUUCCGAAUAUACCACAACGUAUAAACCACCAAGCUACUACAGUGAAGCUCCAAAAUACUACACAACAACCUAUGCCACUCCCAGCUACUACACCGAGGCACCGAAGUACUACUCAGCUCCAAUUUACUAUCAGACUGAAACCCAAAAAUACUACACCACAAAAGCACCAGAGUACUACACUACCACCUUUGCCGCUCCAAGUUACUACACCGAAGCUCCUGCUUACUACACAACAACCUAUGCAACCCCAUCCUACUACACUGAAGCUCCCAAGUACUAUUAGUUGCGAGUAUUUGCUUAGUACAUCAAGCUCGAUGAUGGGAUCUUCUAAUUUUGUUAAUCAUUUGCAGUUGUCGUUCCAAAAUAAGUAAUUCCCUGCCAUAUAAUUUAUGCAUUCACUAUAGUCGAUCCAUGCGAAUGUGGUUUCUAAAUUCAAUGUUGAAUACAGAUAUUAUAUCGUUAUCAAA